AAAAAAAAAAACGAUAGAAAAAGAACAAUAAUAAUAAUAAUUAUUGAACAUUUACGACUGACUACUGAAUAAUAACUUUUAAAUUUUUGAUUUAAAGCUUAAAAAUAAUUUUAAAUUUAGUGUAGACUGUUAAACGUAGAAUGCGGAUACGUUAUGCAUUACUGCGGGUCGCGGGUCGCGGACGUCAGACGCCUAGGUCUACUAAAGGUAUACUACUUAUCUAUGCGCCUGACUGGCGAGACGUGAAUACGUGACUCAUACAGUAAUCCGUUCUUAAAUUUUGCAACGUACUUACGACUUCCUUACUACACUUACUCAGUGCGACUAUAAACUAUAGCAUAACGUAUCUAUCUAUCAUAUUGUAUUUGUUUAUUUUAGGAAUUCAAAUGGACUCGAAACUUUAUUAUUUCCUUGUUUCUACAUAAGACACAAUAUUAUGAUUUCUGUUGUAUACAAUAUUUUGUGAAUCUAGUUUAAUUAACCAUGUUAAAGACCGAAGGCCGUUUUAUAGUAAUAAUUAAUUAUUUAAUUGAUGACAUAUUUUGUGUUGAUGUGUAUAUAGAACAAUAAUAACUGCAAUUAUAAUACUAGGUUUACAAUGUUAAGUCUGAUAGUUGAAAAUUAUACAUGAAUACUUUGUACUUACAUUAUUCUUCAUUUUUUUAGUUUGUCGUUUGUGGAACUUUAUAUAGUAUAUUAUUAUUAUGGCAACAUUAGUGGAAACAGAUGAUAGUACAUUAUCAUAUGAAAAACUUAAAAACUUAUGUAAAGAAAAUGUUAUUUAUUUUACUAAUAACGAAAGAAAUGGUUCGACUGCCAUGGCUAAUUGUUUUGAACAACUGCUUCAAAAUAUUGAUAAUAUAAAACCUUUGGUUUUUGAAUUGCGUAAUGUCUGUCAUUUAUAUGAUUUUGAUCCAUCUGUACCUGGUAAUGGAUAUCGAAGUUAUGUCACAGUUGUUGAUUUAUUUAUUGCCCAUUGCAUUAAAAUUUGUAAUCAAAUGGCCGUCAAUCGUGAUUCAUUUUUUUUCCGUAAAACAUUUUAUACAAAAGAGAUUGAAUCAUGUAACCAAGUGAUGAGUGCGUUGGUAUUGUGCUUAGAAAACUUAUGUCUUUUAAUUGGUUGGAGUGAACCAGGAAUGUUAUUUGCUGGAAAUGAUACUGCAGCAUUAGAACUCAUGAUGAAAAUUGAACCAUCUAAACUAUGCCCUUUUUAUGGGCGCUGUUUGGCUUUUCAAUUUAAUGAGUCACUACAGCCUGCUUUGAAAACUAUUGCUAUAAUGAUGGCUGCUUUUAGUGAAGUCUACUAUAAUGAAAAUGGCAUGUUGGCUAGGGCUAAUACUGCAUGGAAUUGUAGCAAAUAUAUGUUAAAUCCAGAAUUGAGAGCUCGUAGAAUUGUUAAUGUCAUUCAGUAUUCUUCAAUAGAAUUUUACAAAGCAUUUUUAUUCCUUGGUGAAACUGAACUGUUAAAAAGUUUACCGAACCUAGUUUCUCCUGCGGUAGCUAUAAAUCGGUUAAUAGCAAUUCCUAGCAAAUCAUUUUUUUACUUGAAACCAGAUGGAGAAUUAUUUGAACUUCAGCCUCCUUUAUGCCAUAUUGGACCUGCUGCCCUAAAUGCUCGACUAAUUGCAAAAACUAAACGUGAAGGCAUGUUGGCAGAAAAUCCCGGAAGCGGGGUGCUACCAGAACCAUGUGAAAAUCUUAUCAUUCACUGCCAUGGAGGUGGUUUUGUAUCUCAAAGUUCAAGUUCUCACGAAUCAUAUUUAAGAGAUUGGGCAGUUCGUUUAGACAUUCCCAUAUUGUCUAUUGAUUAUUCUCUAGCACCGAGAGCACCAUAUCCUAGAGCUAUGGAAGAACUAUUAUUUGCUUACAUUUGGGCAUUAAGUAAUGCAGCUUAUUUGGGUUCUACUGCUAAACGUGUCAUAAUGGCAGGUGACUCGGCUGGAGGAAAUUUAAGUGCUUGUGUAGCAUUAAAAUGUAUAGAAAUGGGUUUCAGAAUACCUGACAGCUUAUUUUUGGCAUAUUUUCCUUGUGCAAUAGCUUGGUCUCCAACACCUGCAAGAUUUCUGAGUUUAAUAGAUCCACUAAUACCUCUAGGUUUUAUGACUAAUUGUUUGAAGGCCUAUGCUUGUUCUCCUGACAUCUAUCAAGAUAGUUUGUAUGAGUAUAAAUUGAAAAAUAUGGCGAAACCAAAAGAUGGCACUAAUGAAGGCUUUAUAGAAGAAGUUGAAUCUAGUGAAGAAGCUCUAGAGUUAAUACAAAACACCAACGAUGAUAGUCAAUCAGUAAUAACUCCAGUUGAAGAAGUUAUUAUGGCUGCACAUGAACGAAGACAAUCCAGACGAUUCUCAACAAUAUUGACAGAAACAGCAGAAAAUAUAAGUUCUGCUAUUACCACCACAUUCAUUACACUAACUGGAGGAACAGCUGAAGAAGAUAUUAGUGAUAGCGAAGAUGCAUUAAAUGAAGUAGUAGAAGAAACACCAUUACCAAUAGAUUUACCAAAGUUACCAGAAGAUCCAUUUUUAUCACCCUAUUUUGCAAAUGAUGAUCUUUUUAAACAGCUGCCACCUAUUCAUAUUGUGACAGUACACAUGGAUCCAUGCUUAGAUGAUUGCGUUAUGUUUGCUAAACGGUUAAAAGAACUUGGGAAAAAAGUGAAUAUGGAUAUUCUAAAAGGAUUACCUCAUGGCUUUUUAAAUUUAGCUAUUACCUGCAAAGAAGCGCAUGAAGGAUCAGUAUUGUGUGCUCAACGUAUCGCAGAUUUAUUUAAAGAAAUUGAAAUAUGUGAAUGUUAGUACUCUUUUUGAAUCUCAUUUCAUAAAAAAUAAUUUAAUGAAUUAUACUUGUGUUCUAAAUGCUGUACUUACUAUUACCAUUGGUUAUAAAUAAUUGAGUAUUUAUAAUCAAUGUUACUACUAUCAAUGUGUAAAAUAUUUAAAAUCAUGAAGAUAAUAUUCUAAAUUCUAGUAUUUUGUAUGAACUUAUGAUAUUAAGUAUUAACAGGUGUAUAGUACUAUGGUGCUAACAUUUAAAAGUAGAGGAAGCCCAAUAUGUUGUCUCAGUCUUACAAUAUAGCAAUUUCGUGUAGUAACGCUAAGUAAUAAAGUGAAUUGUAUACCAUUAAACUUAUAAGUAACAUGAUCUGUUUUCACAAUAUUUUAAUUUUUAAAUUAUAGUCACGUUUGUAAGACGGAGACAAGAAACACAUGAGUGGCGUCCUCAUAAGAUACCAUGGGUAACUAUAGUUUUCAUACUAUUUUAUCUUAGUACUUUAACAACAAGACAAUUUUUUUAUGUGUGUUUAUUUUUUACUGUAUGUAUAUUUACAGUAUGUGUUCUAUUAUUAUAAUGUAUUAAUACAAUAAACAAUUAAGAAAGCUAA
Acyrthosiphon pisum (pea aphid) is the source of this 3382-nucleotide messenger RNA. It is a transcript of the gene Hsl, whose product is annotated as hormone-sensitive lipase. NCBI's taxonomy places the organism in Eukaryota, Metazoa, Arthropoda, Insecta, Hemiptera, Aphididae. Gene Ontology annotation, molecular function: sterol ester esterase activity; triacylglycerol lipase activity. The transcript is spliced from 13 exons. The record is from RefSeq and is a predicted model, not a curated record. Gene Ontology annotation, biological process: cholesterol metabolic process; triglyceride catabolic process. Gene Ontology annotation, cellular component: cytosol. The coding region runs from base 705 to 2795 and encodes 696 amino acids.